Messenger RNA from Belonocnema kinseyi, 1772 nucleotides. It is a transcript of the gene noi, whose product is annotated as splicing factor 3A subunit 3. Gene Ontology annotation, cellular component: spliceosomal complex; nucleus. NCBI's taxonomy places the organism in Eukaryota, Metazoa, Arthropoda, Insecta, Hymenoptera, Cynipidae. Gene Ontology annotation, biological process: mRNA splicing, via spliceosome. The record is from RefSeq and is a predicted model, not a curated record. Gene Ontology annotation, molecular function: RNA binding; zinc ion binding. The transcript is spliced from 3 exons. Bases 131 to 1633 code for a protein of 500 amino acids.
CGUGGUUAUAUAUCUACAUCGGCCAUACGUCGGAACAAUCGGAACCUGUUCUUAAGUCGUUUUGUAAACAUUGGUGUGCUGUGUAAUUAAAAGUGAAAAAACAAACUUGAUUGUUAAAAAAAAAGUGACCAUGGAAACAAUACUGGAGCAGCAACGUCGUUAUCACGAGGAGCGAGAGCGUUUAAUGGACGCUAUGGUGAAAGAAAUGCUCUAUAAAAAAACUGGACAUCGCGAAGCCGUCAAUUCAGAGCAUCGUUUAAAAAUUCUCCUCGAUCAUUUUGAGGACAGUACUGCUCAACUCCAGGAUCUUUAUGAGGACAAGGAUAAUCAGAGAAAAGAUGAAGUUCAAGCUCUUUCAGGACCGAAUGAAUUUUCGGAAUUUUAUUCCAGAUUGAAGUCAAUCAAAGAAUUUUAUCGAAGACAUCCGAACGAAAUUAGCGUACCCAUGUCGGUGGAAUUCGAGGAACUCGCGAAAAUGAGAGAAAAUCCAACCGAGGAACUGGCAAAUUUAGUUGAAUUCACAGACGAAGAAGGUUAUGGUAAAUAUUUGGAUUUACACGAGUGUUAUGAAAAGUAUAUUAACCUCAAAGGCGUCGAGAAGCUUGACUACAUAACCUAUCUUUCGGUGUUUGAUCAUCUCUUUGAUAUUUCAAAGGACAGGAAAAAUGCAGAUUAUAGGCGUUAUGUGGAAUCUUUACUGGAAUAUUUGUCUGACUUCUUAAACAGAGUUCGACCACUGCACGAUAUUAACGCUGAUCUUGAGGAAGGAAAUAGGGAAUUCGAGAAACAUUGGGAAAAUAGUUCAUUCCCAGGAUGGCCAAAGGAAGCAGGAAGUGCCUUAACUCAUGUAGGAGCACAUUUAGAACUAUCUGCCUUUUCUUCUUGGGAAGAGUUGGCCUCUUUGGGACUUGACAGGCUUAAAUCUGCCCUCAUGGCACUUGGGCUUAAAUGUGGAGGAACUUUAGAAGAAAGAGCGCAAAGGCUCUUUAGCACAAAGGGAGAAGCUAGUCUCGAUCCUGCUUUACUCGCUAAGAAAAAGCACAGGAAAGCUGGAAAAGGAAAAGACGUUGAAAAGCAGAAGGAAAUCGCAAGGCUUGAGGCACAUAUCUAUAAACUUGCAGAGUUAGUAACAAGCCAAAGAAUCGCGACGAAAGAGAAUGUCCAAAGAAAGCAGGCACGAACCGAAGGUGAGCGAGGAGAUUCGGACGCAGACGCGAGUGCAACAGAUUCCGAAGACGAUGAUGACAACGAAGUUCCCUACAAUCCCAAAAACCUGCCCCUGGGUUGGGACGGAAAGCCCAUUCCAUAUUGGCUUUACAAGCUUCAUGGUUUGAACAUUAGCUACAAUUGCGAAAUCUGCGGAAACUUUACGUACAAGGGACCGAAAGCUUUUCAGAGGCAUUUCGCAGAAUGGAGGCACGCUCAUGGUAUGCGAUGUCUGGGUAUUCCGAAUACGGCCCAUUUUGCGAACGUGACUCAGAUCGAGGAUGCUCUAGCUUUGUGGGAGAAAUUGAAGGCACAAAAACAAGCUGAGCGAUGGCAGCCGGAGCAAGAGGAGGAAUUCGAGGAUUCAUCAGGGAAUGUCGUUAAUCGGAAAACUUACGAGGAUUUGAAACGACAAGGGCUUUUGUAAGAUAUUUCUCUUUUCAGAUACGCGAUAGAAUUUUGGAUUAAGUCUUAAACAAAUCUGAAAAAGAGGAUGAUUACGAAAUCAAAUUUUGUAAAAGUAAAGAAGAAUAAAUUAUACUUCAAAUUUUUUUGAAAACCGUUCA